CUAAAUCAAUUUAUAAACCAAAGUGCACGGAAUACCAAAAAUAAAUUCCUGGAAUCUUUUAUCUGUAGCAUCCGGGUUUCUUAUCAAGGCAUGAAUUCGUUUAAUAAGCCAAGACUCUCUGUGGUUACAAGAUGGAUAACAUACAUGUGAUAUUUAGUUUAAUUCUGAUUUGCGCACUUCACGAGGUAAACCUACGUUCCAUUGACCAAUUUAUCGAAGAUGCAGAAACAGAAUAUAACAAGGGUAAUUCUGGUCCUACCAGCAGACUUCCGGCAAAAGUUUGGUAUGAUUAUGAAAUGGCUGGACGUGAAGAGAAACUAGUGAAAGUACAACUUGACCUGGUGCUUACUAAAGAUCACUGGGACAAUGUCACUGACACUAAUAUUGCACUUCCUAGCAGGCAGAAAAGAAACGCAGUAAAGGAAAAACUGAAAUUGUGGCCACGUAGAAUUCCGUACGACAUUGACGAAAAGUUUGAUAUAGAAGAUAGACUACUGUUGGUUUUGGCAAUGAAACACUGGGAAGAACACACUUGUCUGCAGUUUGUUGAGGCUAAAAAGCAUGAUUAUGACGUAAUUCAAUUCGUUCCGGAUCCGUCAGCGUGCGAAUCUUUACUUGGACGAAUGCAGGGUAAACAGCCGAUAAACCUAGCGCCCAACUGCAUGCAUGGAGCUGUUAUAGUGCACGAGAUAGGACACGCGCUAGGAUUAUAUCACGAGCAUAUGCGAGCUGACCGUGAUACUUACGUCACCGUAAACUAUGAAAACAUUGACGAGAAUUAUCAUCCACAAUUUGACAAACUAAAAUCGGGCCACUAUUACAGUUAUAAUAAACCUUAUGACUACGAAAGUAUAAUGCAUUAUGGGAAACUGUAUUAUUCUCGAAACAGACGUGAGGAGUUAUUAACAAUUGAACCAAAGAAUGCAUCAUAUCUAAACACUAUAGGGAAUGCAGAGUCACUUAGUUUUUAUGACGUCCAGAUUGUUAGCGAAAUGUACGAGUGUUCACGCGGAUGCAUACCCAAGCAGUGUCCGGGGAACGGGUUUCUUGGCAAGAAUUGCGAGUGUUACUGUCCUGGUGCCAACAUGUAUGACAUCAUCUUGUGUGAUGAAAAAGAGAAAUGUGGUCACCCAAACAUAAGUCUUUCCGACUACUUCGUUUUCAUCAUAAAUACUGACGUAAACGUUACGGAAUGGAGCAACGAAACAUUUUAUAAUGCCGGAACGACUUUUGUUGUUCAGCAUAAAAAAAACAUUUCUUGUGGACUAGAAACGUCAAACUUUAAUUGCACAGACGGACAAUGGAUGGGCGAAUUUCCACCGUGUGAAAAAGCUUGUGUAGUGGAGGAGUUCAGUGAUGAUUAUUCGGUGAUAAACGACGACACUGGAGAAAUUGCAAAACCUGGAGAAACGGUUGUAUCAGCAUCCGCGAUUUAUGUGAGCUGUAAACAGAAAAGAAGAAAAGAUGCUUUCCCGGACGAGUUUUAUCUUGAAUGUUCUGAUGGUAAAUGGAGUAAAAAUAUAAGCGACAUUGAAUGUCAACCUUGUGUAGUGGAGGAGUUCAGUAAUGAUUAUUCGGUGAUAAACGACGACACUGGAGAAAUUGCAAAACCUGGAGAAACGGUUGUAUCAGCAUCCGGGAUUUAUGUGAGCUGUAAACAGAAAAAAAGAAAAGAUGCUUUCCUGGACGAGUUUUAUCUUGAAUGUUCUGGUGGUGAAUGGAGUAAAAAUAUAAGCGACAUUGAAUGUCAACAACAACUUUGCACUAUGGUAUUAAAUGCUCAGAUAAAAGGAACGUUCGAUGAAGGGUUUACAGUCACGUGUUUUCAAGGAUACGAGCUUGAAGAACAAGGUGGACCAGGAAACAAAUUCACGUGUUCUUGGGGAGGAAUAUGGGAACCAGUCACGCCUAAGUGUAACCCAGCCAGCUGUAUCGUACCAGAUGUUAGUAACAGUAAGUUUUAUGGUAAAAAUGGGGAUGUGUUCAAUGGAGCUGAUGUCAUAGUACACGGAAGUGACGUCACACUUAAAUGUGAUAGAAGGUAUAUACCAGUGGAGAAGAAACUACCUUGCAGCUUUGGAAAAUGGAUGACCAGUGACGGGCAAGUUCCGAAAUGCGAAUUAGCAAGCUGUAACGUACCACCAAUUAACGAUGGCACUCUUUAUGCCACAAAUGACGAGGUGUUCAAUGAUCCUGAAGUCUUACACGGAAAUGACGUCACGCUCAAAUGCAAUAAAGGACAUGUGCCAGACGAGGCUACUUUAACAUGCAGACACCGUACAUGGAACACGAAAGAUGGCAUAUUUCCAAAGUGCAAUUUAGUUGAGUGCCCACCACCAACAGUUGUCAAGACCAGAGGUUACAAGCCUAGGAAAGAUAAAUACAUAUACGGCGACACAGUUUCCGUUCAUUUUUGUCAAGGAUCGCUUUUCUUAGAGGGAAGCUCGAAGCUUGAGUGUCAAAAGACUGGGAACUGGUCUGACAGUGCAAUCUGCAAACCAUUUUGUAGCCAAGCUGAAAAGUUCAAAAUUAAGAAAAAUAUGGCAAUCCAAAAAGGUGUGAGGUACAAAAAGUUGGGUCUUGGGUCCUACGCCGCCUGUGAACGGGCCUGUAAAAGCUUUAAAAGAUUCUUGUGUCUCUCGUUUGUAUACGGCGUGAACAACGGGCAACAUCAGUGUAAGCUCUACCGGUGGAAUGCAGAAAAAAUACCCCACAUCAUGGAAAAGAAAUCGUUUUGGACAAUUGGAAUCCGAACAUGUGCCAGCAGGCAAUAAUAGGACAGUUGAAAACCAGUGACUAUGGUAGACAUGGUGAUCGUAAUAAACAUAAUGAGAUUGUUGCUGUUGUUGUAGUACGAGCAUAGUCCUUCAAUUACAAGACAUUUGACAUUACAGAAACUUUUAUGUGUGUGGAAUGGUGUGGAUUGAUAUAACGUUGUGUUUUCACGUUAACGUCCUGCAUCACAUACACUGUACAUAUUUUUUGUCAUCUUUUCUUCUUGUUUGACGAAGACAUGUACAAGCAUUGAAAGCGCUGAGAGAAAUAAACGUAUAGAAAAUAAACGAAA
Molecule: messenger RNA, 3067 nt
Organism: Ruditapes philippinarum (Manila clam)
Lineage: Eukaryota; Metazoa; Mollusca; Bivalvia; Venerida; Veneridae
Exons: 21
Coding region: 132-2774 (880 amino acids)
Biological process (GO): proteolysis
Molecular function (GO): metalloendopeptidase activity; zinc ion binding
Source: RefSeq, a predicted model, not a curated record